This is a messenger RNA of Myotis daubentonii (Daubenton's bat), 5330 nucleotides long. It is a transcript of the gene PPM1F, whose product is annotated as protein phosphatase, Mg2+/Mn2+ dependent 1F. Gene Ontology annotation, biological process: protein dephosphorylation; negative regulation of protein kinase activity. The record is from RefSeq and is a predicted model, not a curated record. NCBI's taxonomy places the organism in Eukaryota, Metazoa, Chordata, Mammalia, Chiroptera, Vespertilionidae. Gene Ontology annotation, cellular component: nucleus; cytosol. Gene Ontology annotation, molecular function: protein serine/threonine phosphatase activity; cation binding.
GCCGGGGGACGGGAAGUGGGCGGGGCCGGCCGGAGCGGCUCGCGGGACGCCGAGCGGCUGAGUGGCAGAGUGCAGCCUGCCUGGAACCCUGGCGGCAGGCCCCCGGGAUGAUCUGGGCAUGGCCUCUGGAGCCCCAGAGCAGAGCAGCCAGAUGGCAGAGGAGACCCCCAGCUUCCUGGACGAGUUUCUCCGCGACUUCCCAGCCCCACUGAGCGCAGAGAGCCCUUUGCCAUGGAAGAUCCCAGGGACGGUGCUGAGCCAGGAGGAGGUGGAGGGCGAGCUGGCCGAGUUGGCAGUGGGCUUCCUGAGCAGCAGGAACGCCCCGCCGCCACUUGCUGCAUCUCUGGCCCACGAAGCCGUUGCCCAGCUGCUGCAGACAGACCUUUCCGAAUUCAGGAAGCUGCCCAGGCAGGAGGAGGAGGACAGCGAGGAAGUGGAGGAGGAGAAGGCCCCCGUGACCUUGCUGGAUGCCAAGGGCCUGGCGCUGAGCUGCUUUAACCGGCUCUGGGACGUCUGCAGCCAGUGGCAGCAGCAGGUGCCCUCGGCUGCCCGGGCUCCCCAGCGGCGGUGGCUGGUCUCCGUUCACGCCAUCCGGAACACUCGCCGCAGGAUGGAGGACCGGCACGUGUGCCUUCCUGCCUUCAACCAGCUCUUCGGCCUGUCCGACCCCGUGGAUCGCGCCUACUUUGCAGUGUUUGACGGUCACGGAGGAGUGGAUGCCGCGAGGUACGCCGCUGUGCACGUACACGCCAACGCUGCUCGCCAGCCGGAGCUGCCCACGCACCCCGAGGGAGCCCUCAGAGAAGCUUUCCGGCGCACCGAUGAGAUGUUCCUCUGGAAAGCCAAGCGAGAGCGGCUGCAAAGUGGAACCACAGGCGUGUGUGCACUCAUCGCGGGAAAGACCCUGCACAUCGCCUGGCUGGGGGACUCCCAGGUCGUCCUGGUGCAGCAGGGACAGGUGGUGAGGAUGAUGGAGCCGCAUAAACCCGAGCGACAGAGCUGUGGCUCCCAGCGCUGUCUUAGAAACCAGCUCCCCUCCUCCCGGCUGGCAGUGCCGGACGCCCGGCCCGUGGAGCGCCGAGGCCCCCACUCUGGCUGUCUUCCGCAGGACGAGAAGGAGCGCAUCGAAGCGCUGGGUGGCUUCGUGUCUUACAUGGACUGCUGGAGAGUCAACGGGACCCUGGCCGUCUCCAGAGCCAUCGGGGAUGUCUUCCAGAAGCCCUACGUGUCUGGAGAGGCAGACGUGGCCUCCCGGGAGCUGACCGGCUCGGAGGACUACCUGCUGCUGGCCUGUGAUGGCUUCUUUGACGUCGUCUCCCACCAGGAGGUGGCCGGCCUUGUGCAAAGCCACCUGGCCAGGCAGCGGGGCAGCGGGCUGCACGUCGCCGAGGAGCUGGUGGCCGCAGCCAGGGAGCGGGGCUCCCGUGACAACAUCACGGUCAUGGUGGUCUUCCUCAGGGACCCCGGAGACCUGCUGGAGGGGUGGGCCCAGGGGGCCGGGGAAUCCCAGGCCGACAGGAGAAGCCAGGACUUGCCCUCUGCCCUCUCAGAGCCAGAGAACAACACGCCAUGGAGAAGCUAGGAGGCCCAGGGCCCUGGGGUCCCCACCCUAUGACCCUAUGACCCUAUGACCCUAUGACCCUUUCCCUCAGAUGCCUCAGGACCCAAUAGGCAGGGGUGGGCAGGCGGCACCACCCAAGCAGUGCUUUUCCCUGGGAUCCCUGUGCCCCUGUGCUGCUUGCAUCGGUCCCUCCUGGUGGCUGUGGCCCCGCAUGGGGCGGGGGUCUCACACCUUGCUCGUGACAGGCAGUGGGACAGAGGAAGCCUUGCCAGAGAGAAGACGACCUGGGAACUGGACUGGCUCUUGAUCCCCAGGAGGUGGGGGUGGAACCAGAGGCCGCAGUCGCUGGCUGCAGCCCGACCAAAGACACCGGCGUGUGUGCGGGGCAGUGGCGCGCUGCGGGGGGCUCUUGGGCAGACCCGGAGCCGUGGGUCUUUGCAAACACGUCCUGGGCGCCGAGCGCAGGUUUUUUUCUCCAUUCCUCAUAGGCCACAGCUGGGAGGGCUCGCGUCGGCAGGCGCGCCUGGCUGGGCUCAGCUGGCCGAGCUCGCUUCCCAGACGGGAGAGGAUCUAGGAUUGCCUCUGCAGUGCUCGCCCGCCUGCGCCAAGGCAGCCGGGACAUGUGUGGCCCUGGCCUCACUGGUCCCUCUCGUCCCCCGAAGGGGCAGGGGAAGCUCAGAGAUGCUGCAUUCGUCUUUUGUGUGGUUGUUGUUUUCCAGGGAAAAGUCUAAUUCUGAAGCAGUAUUUCCGGUUUUGUCUUUGUUCUGUCAGUGCCAAAGUGACCUGUUGUGUCAAAUAACUUAAGCAGAGCUUAGCAUUUAUUUUAAUCCUUAGAAACUUACGUAUUGGUUGUUGUUGGUUUUUUAGGGGGACCUUCUUUUGCAGUAUUACUGAAUUUUUUUCUUAAAUCAAGAUUGAAAUAAAAACCAUUCCAGGUAGUGUUAAUAAGCCAUUCAAGUGCCUUAAACAGUUUUAGGGAAGGCUAGAUCUGCCGGGCCUAUGAUGAGUUCCAAUAGGCAUGGUUAAGUUCCACAAGAGCAGGAUUUAUUUUGUUACACAGGGUGGUUUAGGCUAGAAUCCUCCCUGCAGACUUCUUUCUGCCUCUCUGAGAUGUGCCGCCGACAGUCAGCAAGGUGGUUCCUAAGAGCAUGGGCUGUUCCGUGGGGCCCUGAUCCCCACCUUCCUUGGCCCUGCCACUUGGUAUCUGGCUGGACCCUAAGCUGGGGGCCCGAGCUCCGUGAGCAGGCACGCCCUUGCUGCUGUUUGGAAUGUUCCAGAAUGUCUUGUGUGUUGGUAGUUGGAUGGGUUUCAUUCGGUAACACAUUCUUGGAGGCUCUGGCAAGUCUGUGGGUCUGUUUGGAGGCAGCAGGGAUGUGGCUGGGAGUCUGUCCCACCCGCCCGACUGAUGCCCCUCUUCCUGCCAAUAGCUGGCAGCCUCUGCUGCCUUGACUGCCUGUGAGAGAGCUCGUCCGGGUCCCCGACUGCCCUGGGAAGGUGAAGCUCAGGGGACUUCGUUUGCCCACAUCAAGUGGGCGCUACAACUGCUGUGUGGAUUGAAGGUGGCAGGGCUGGGUGAGGGCUCCAGGCAGAGGUCAGGCAAGGGGGAGAUGGGUGUCCGGUGGGAGGACCUGGGCUUGCAGGGGUGGGCAGGGCUGCUGCAGGCAGAGGCUGGCAAGUCUGGGAGGGGCAGUGAGUUGCUUAACUGAGGCUUCGACAGAAGGUUGCCCGGGGGCUGGGGCAGUGGGAGGAAGCUUGGUGCCGGGUCCCCAAGGCCAGGAGUCCUGUAGAGGCCUUCUGAGUCCACCCACAGCUGCAGAGCCCCAGGAAGAUCUGCCUGGGGAGCCCCCUGACCCCAGGGGCAUUGAGGGGAGUCCCGGGGAAGUGGCGGGGAUGAUGAGAGGAUGUUUUAGGGAAGGAGCCAUGGGGGCCACCCGCAGGUUCUGAGUUUAUCCCACCCCCGCAGCAGGAUGAAGACGCUAAGGCCGUGCAGUCAAUGCCUUUCUCAGGGCCUCAUGGUAAAAAGCAUCUUAAACAUGGUCACUGCAAUCCGGAGAAUGUUUGGCAGCCACCAUGACCAUGUGUUACCCCAUUUAACUUGAAGGUCCGCUGCCUUCUGGGGGCCAGAAGCCUCCUCAUCAGCCCCUCCCAGCACAAGGCUGGCAGCAGGCUGGAUGUGGCCCCACCUUCCACUACCAGCCUGGCAUCCUGAGGGCAUGACCUUAAUGGAGGGAGGGAGGGAGCAAUGGGCUUGUUUUUCUCUCCUUUCUCAUCGUACUCCGUUGAGUUGAUUGCUGCCAAGAGAGGAGCUUGAGAGCGUGGAGUCUGGAUUCUACCACUUGGUGGCCUGAUCUGUGCCCUGAUCUGAGGCUCCACCAGGACAUUUCUCCAGGCUCGUCCUGACACCUCUCCAACCCCGAGCCAGGCUGCUGGAGGCAGCCCCUCACCCCCAACAGGCCCUGAGCAAGGCAUUGCUGUCUGGUGUGGCUGUCAGCACAGGGAGUCCUCGUUAUCCCGCUGCUCGGGGACUGGCCUGUGCAAGCGCCUGGGCACAGAGCAGGUCUUUGCCAUCUGGACUGGGCUGCCCUGGGAGCCACUGGGCAUCUUCAACCACCGGGCAUCCUGGCCCACUUCCUCUUCAGGACACAGUCCCAAGAGGGCCCCUGGCUGAGACACUGGUCUGAAAACCUUGGUCCCCUUCUCAAGUCCCAGCUUUGCCACUAGCUUAUUGUGCAAGCUGAGUAAGUCGUUGCAUUUCCCUGGGACUCAGUUUCCCCUUUGUAGGGCACAGGGUUGCACUGAGUCUGCAGCAGCUCCAGGAAUUCUGGAGGUGCAGGGGGCACUUGGGGGAACCCAGCACAACCCGGGGAGAUGCUGCCAGUGCUGAGGGCCCUUCCCCCACCGCCAGCAGGGAGGGGGUGAAUAAGUUUUACUAGUGUCUAUUCUUAAAAUUAAGUGGGUUGGAAAAGAAUUGAGCUACUGAUGCCAGCGCCUUAUAAGGAAUACAAAAGCUGGAGACUUGCAGCCUUGCUUUUACAGGUAGAGCUGAUCCAGAGCCAGCAGGGGUGGGAGAGGCAGGCAGCUGAGUGGGAGGGCCUGGGAGAGAGGCAGCACAGCUGGGCUCCCAGGGCGGCUGGUCCAACUCCCAACCCUGAGGUGAUUGCAUAGCCUCCCUGGCCCAGCCUGUGCUCAGCAUCCAGGGCCAGGAAGUGGGUGUGUUUUAGGGAGAGAGCAACAGGGCGCUCACUGAGGUCCUGGGUCAGCUUUUGGCCGCCCCCUGCCUUUGGCCAUAGCCCUGUCUCCCGUCCUGUCCUCCCUGGCCCACACGUAGCCCCUGGCCUUGCCCCUUCCCCAGCUACCUCAGCAGUAUUCCCAGGGCCAGGGGCACAGUUCUGACAGCUCCUAGGCCUGGCUCCCGUGCCAGCUAACCGGAAACUAGGUGGGUUUGUGCAAAAUGAGCCAUUUGGUUUGAUUCUGCCUGUAGCCCAAAGGGGCAGCUGCCUGGGGGCCUUUUCCAAGGCUCCACAACUUUGCCAAAUUCGCUGAGCUUUGCCAUUCACGUGCUGUGCCAGCCUUGCCAAGGAUUUAUCUGUGCACAUUUCAGUGAGGUUCUGUGGAAGGCGGGGGAGGUUGGGAGGGGGUGGUUCCAAGACAGGAUGUCUGUUUGCCCUGACCUGACUAUAGGGACAAGUGCCAGGUGGGAGGCCAGAAAGGCAGUCCCCUCCCAGGGCUGUUGUGCUCAAGUGUCAAUAAACCGUGAGUCUGAAACCUG